Messenger RNA from Branchiostoma floridae (Florida lancelet), 2339 nucleotides. RefSeq names its product mitochondrial import receptor subunit TOM40 homolog. NCBI's taxonomy places the organism in Eukaryota, Metazoa, Chordata, Leptocardii, Amphioxiformes, Branchiostomatidae. The transcript is spliced from 7 exons. The coding region runs from base 163 to 1176 and encodes 337 amino acids. Gene Ontology annotation, cellular component: mitochondrial outer membrane; mitochondrial outer membrane translocase complex. The record is from RefSeq and is a predicted model, not a curated record. Gene Ontology annotation, biological process: protein import into mitochondrial matrix. Gene Ontology annotation, molecular function: transmembrane protein transporter activity.
ACGUCAUGACCUCCACUUCCUUGGUUCGCCGGAUUGCACAUGGCGGCGGUUUGACAUUGUAGCCAUCGACUGCUUCAGCUUUACGGCUCCAGUAUUCGUUGUUUAUCGCGCGGUCACCUUCCGUAUCUGCUUCGUCGUUAUUGAUAAGAUACAGAGAUAGUCAUGGGGAAUGUUUUAGCAGCGGGUCCGGGCCCGACAGCGGGCCAGGGGGUUCCAAACCUCGGUGCCUUCCCCCCUCCUCCUCCCCCCACUUCUGCACAAGGUGCCGCUGCAGGGUCACCCGCGCCGGGACAGCCCGAACAGAAAACAGACGACAAAUCAACCAACCCGGGAACAUUCGAUGAGCUACACAAGAAGUGCAAAGAAGUCUUCCCCAACCCGAUGGAAGGAUGUAAGCUGGUAGUGAACAAGGGCAUCAGUAACCACUUCCAGGUCAACCACACCAUCUCCCUGUGUGCGUUUGGGCCGUCCUCCUACCAUUUCGGUGCCACGUACGUCGGUACCAAACAGAUUAGUCCAUCUGAGGCAUACCCUGUCCUUCUGGGAGAUAUAGACACCUCUGGUAGUUUGAAUGCCCAAAUGAUACAUCAGAUCACAAAUAGAAUUCGUACAAAAGCUGUGGUCCAGACACAACAAUCCAAGUGGGCUAUGGUCCAGCUGGAUGCAGACUACAGAGGGGACGACUACACGGCGAGUGUAACGUUGGGAAACCCCGACUUUGUGAACGAGAGCGGCAUCGUGGUGGCACACUACUUACAGCGGAUAACCAAGAGGUUAUCGCUGGGCGCUGAGCUGCUGUACCACCACACCCAGGGCCAGGAGGCUGCCAUUGUUACUGUAGCAGGCAGAUACACAGGUGAUAACUGGAUAGCCACAGGUAACCUGGGUGGAGCUGGGUGCCAUGCAAGCUACUAUCAUCAAGGUAACGAGUAUGUGCAGGUUGGUGUGGAGUUUGAGGCGAACCUCAGGGCGCAGGAGAGCGCAGUCAGUCUGGGCUACCAGCUGGAUGUACCCAAGGCAAAUAUGGUGUUCAGAGGAAUGUUGGAUAGUAACUGGACAGUAGCAGCCGUCUUGGAGAAAAAGCUGCAGCCCCUCCCCUUCACCUUUAUGCUCAGCGGCAUGCUCAACCACACAAAGAACCAGGCUCGCUUCGGCUUUGGGUUACUCAUAGGCUAAUCAUGGGGUGGGGGCCGCCAUUUCAUUCCCCUGUACAUUGUGUCAUACAUGUAGACUGGAGGUCUCUGCUAGCUCUUCUUACAACCUUCCAUCUUUUAGAAACUCCUAGGUACAGAUAUGGAUAUAAAUCAAUAUUUAGACAGAAGGUUUCUAAGUUCCUGAAUACUAAAUAUUUCAGGUUAGGAUAGGAAAAAAUUCAGGGCUAUUUGUGACCUAAAUGAGGGAAGAAAAAAUAUCAUGUGGGCCAUCUCCUAAGAUUUGAUACAUGUACAUUGUGUUUGGACCAUGUCAGCACUACAUGUCAUCAAAUUUUACACUCUGUUAUGUGCUUGUUCACCAUCUCCCCCUGUCUGCUUACAAUUGUACUGCACAGCAUUAUACAUUCAUACUACUAUCUACUGUCAAUGUAUGUCAACUUUAGGGAGCGGACAUUUAUUUGUGCAGUUGUCAUCUUUUGUCCAAAAUUGUGUAUCCUCAGGAGAAACAAUAUUCACAUUUAUGCCCAUUGAGUAAGAUUUGUGAACUGGACUACUCAUAUUCCCAUGGUUAUCCCACAUCUAAACAGGUUUUGAGAAAAGCACCCUCAAGUGGGUUGUUGCUAAGCUACAUAAGUACAUGUAUUAAGGUAUUUGAUAAUCUGAAGAAUCCUUUGAAAUGGAUCCAGAUAUUUCCUAAAAUGUACCCAUUUUCCUUCAAUAAAAGAAAUCCAAAAACAGAAGUCACAAAAUUUUUGUCAUAAAACUAAGUUAAUGCACAGUAUUGGCAUUUACCAAAGGACAGACAUGGGUAAAAACAUAGAAUGCUUUGGUGAGAUAAUGAUAUAGGUAUUGUCUCAAUAUUAUUCCCUAAGAAGCUGCUUUCUGUCGCAAUGAAGGUGACAACUGACAAAAUGUUAGUCACCUUGCUGUUGUUACCUCUGCUUAGUGCAUGCGAUAGUUCUCCAUGUAUUCUACAUUAUUCCACACACUACCUGUUUUCUACUUCAGAUGUUUCAAUAUGGAUAUUGCUACUACAGGACAAAUAAGAUUAUGAAGAUUUCUCAUGAAGUAUUCUAAGAAAUCUAUGUACAAAAUGAACCUGUAUCAUGUAAUCACUUUUUAUAGAUGCGAAUGGAGAUUUGUCUGAUGGCCAUGAGUCAUUCCAAUAAAGCAUCAGGUUCUCGA